Staurois parvus is the source of this 705-nucleotide messenger RNA. Lineage: Eukaryota; Metazoa; Chordata; Amphibia; Anura; Ranidae. The record is from the annotation of a GenBank genome assembly.
ACCCCGCAUUCACUAUAUCCACUCUCCCCGGACCCCGCAUUCACUACAGCCGCUCUCCCCCGGACCCCGCAUCCACACCAUCCGCUCUCCCCGGACCCCGCAUUCACUACAUCCGCUCUCCUCGGACCCUGCAUUCACUACAUCCGCUCUCCCCGGACCCCGCAUCCACACCAUCCGCUCUCCCCGGACCCCGCAUUCACUACAUCCGCUCUCCCCGGACCCCGCAUUCACUAUAUCCACUCUCCCCGGACCCCGCAUUCACUACAGCCGCUCUCCCCGGACCCCGCAUUCACUACAUCCGCUCUCCCCGGACCCCGCAUUCACUACAUCCGCUCUCCCCGGACCCCGCAUUCACUACAUCCGCUCUCCCCGGACCCCGCAUUCACUAUAUCCACUCUCCCCCGGACCCCGCAUCCACCACAUUCGCUCUCCCCGGACCCCCCGCAUUCACUACAUCCGCUCUCCCCAGACCCCGCAUUCACUACAUCCGCUCUCCCCGGACCCCGCAUUCACUACAUCCGCUCUCCCCGGACCCCGCAUUCACUACAUCCGCUCUCCCCGGACCCCGCAUUCACUACAUCCGCUCUCCCCGGACCCCGCAUUCACUACAUCCGCUCUCCCCCCGGACCCCGCAUUCACUACAUCCCUCUCCCCGGACCCCGCAUUCACUAUAUCCGCUCUCCCCGGACCCCGCAUUCACUACAU